AUGAGUCGGGUGUGGGUGCGGCAGCACUAUAGCCGCACCCGUGCUUCCCAGAUUUGGUCUCUCCAAGUGCCAAACAAAGUGAAUAAUUUGAUGUGGCGUGCCUGCCAAAACGCUUUACCAACAAAAGUAAGCAUAGUGAGAAGGACAAUCAUUGAUGACCCUCUUUGUGACCGCCGCCAUGAAGAACAUGAAACUCCAUUGCAUGCUCUCUGGCUAUGCAAGGAGAUUUGGACUCAAAGAAAUCAAGUUAGGCUCAACCAAGCAGCCAGUACUGUCCACCAUAUUGCCCAACUGUCCAAGGAUAAGCAUGCCGAGUUCCUAGCCUGCCAGUCAACUUCGACAGCUUCAUGGAUUGAGAGACAUGCACGAAGUAGAAGAAGAAAUUUUUGGGAAGUUCCUCCGGCGGACAUGGUGAAGAUUAACUUAGACGGGGCUGUCUUCUCCGAUGAGAACAAGUCUGGUAUCAACGUGGUGAUAAGGGACUGCUCGGGCUUGGUAAUUGCUUCCUGCUCUGAGAUAGUCCAACAAGCCUAUAACAGCUCUGAAAUUGAAGCACUAGCUGCUGCUACGGCUUUGUCUUUCGCUAUUGACAUUGGCAUAAACAAAGCGAUCUUAGAGGGCGACUCGUUGGUGGUUAUCAAAGCACAAAAUGAACAUGAUGCUCCGCUAUUCUUUGUUGGUUCUCAAAAUUUAUAA
This is a messenger RNA of Quercus robur (English oak), 696 nucleotides long. RefSeq lists its product as uncharacterized. Gene Ontology annotation, molecular function: nucleic acid binding; RNA-DNA hybrid ribonuclease activity. The record is from RefSeq and is a predicted model, not a curated record. The transcript is spliced from 2 exons. The coding region runs from base 1 to 696 and encodes 231 amino acids. Lineage: Eukaryota; Viridiplantae; Streptophyta; Magnoliopsida; Fagales; Fagaceae.